Molecule: messenger RNA, 576 nt
Organism: Pollicipes pollicipes
Lineage: Eukaryota; Metazoa; Arthropoda; Thecostraca; Pollicipedomorpha; Pollicipedidae
Product: cuticle protein 7-like
Exons: 1
Coding region: 1-522 (173 amino acids)
Cellular component (GO): extracellular matrix
Source: RefSeq, a predicted model, not a curated record
AUGAAAGCAUUUUUACUUCCACAGGUGUUCAUCGCUACCGCUCUGCUGGCUGUUGCCUCCGCCGCUCCUGCCAACAGCUACGCCCCGCAGCCGGCGUACUCCCAUGGCCCGAGCUACCACCAGUCGUCCUACAAGGAGCCAGCCAACUACGACACACCCUACCAAUUUGACUAUGCCGUCAACGACCACUACUCCGGUGCCGUCUUCUCUCAGAACGAGAACAGUGACACCAAGAAUGUGAACGGCUACUACUCGGUCAACCUGCCCGAUGGCCGUACCCAGCACGUCAAGUACGUCGCUGACCAGCACGGUUACGGAGGCUACAACGCCGAGGUGACCUACACUGGAGAGCCCCGCUAUGAGGAGCACAAGCCUAGCUACCACCCGGCCCCAGCCUACAAGCCUGCUCGCUCGUAUGCCCCCGCCCCAGCGUACAAGCCUGCUCGCUCUUAUGCCCCUGCCCCGGCGUACAAGCCUGCUCGCUCGUAUGCCCCUACGCCGGCCUACAAGCCCAAGUACUGAAUACCUAGUGCUCUGGUGUGAACAAAUAUUUAUAAUGUAAGUCUGUUCGUGUGA